Molecule: messenger RNA, 801 nt
Organism: Penicillium atrosanguineum
Lineage: Eukaryota; Fungi; Ascomycota; Eurotiomycetes; Eurotiales; Aspergillaceae
Exons: 2
Coding region: 1-801 (266 amino acids)
Source: RefSeq, a predicted model, not a curated record
AUGGCUCAAUCUUAUGUCGUCGCGGCAGAAGGUCCGGAAGACCUCGAGCGCCAACCUGGGAUCGAACCGGAUCGCGAGCACAAGACCAGUGACAGCAAAUUCCGAAUCGGACUCCGAGGUGACACCCAGCCCUCCAGCGUACCGAUCGCCUGGUGUAGUGGAGAUUUCCCUUCUUGCAAGCCUUGGGCAUUUACUAAAACCUUCGGCUCUCAGAACCGUCUAUCCAAACCAUCGAAAACAAGUCCUACAAAACAGUCGGAGUGGAACAAGACGCACCGCAAAUGUCUGAAAAUUCUGGACGAAGCCGAAGACGACAAAGAGCGAUUGUCCAAUCUGGUGGCUCAAGAACGGCAGCAAUCUCAACAGGCUGCACAGCAGCACCGAACGGAAAAGGCCCAGCUUUCUACUCAAAUUCAGCACCUGGUGGCUGACAGAAAGCAGGCCAUGGAGGAAUGCGAGAGGGUGCGAACCGAAAAUCUUCAGUUGCAAAGCCGCCUUGAGACGGCGACAAGCAAUGCCAAUAGCCUGAACCAAUGGCCGCAGGCAGAUAUGGAGACUUUCUUAGGCAUGAUACAUGGGGAUCUAUCCACCACGGCGGCCCGUAUCUGGGGCCGUAGGGAUGAAUUGAGAAAUUCCUACCUGGCGACAUUCUCAGACGUGCUACAGCCACCAUAUCUGCAGAACUCGGGGCCUAUGGGGGAGAUGGGUAACCAGGUGUUCCCAAGCGCCCCAUUACCUGGCACAAAUGGUGCAUUCCCCUCCACCAACCCGCUUGUUCCGAGUUCCGGGCCUAAUGCCUAG